Molecule: messenger RNA, 974 nt
Organism: Crotalus tigris (Tiger rattlesnake)
Lineage: Eukaryota; Metazoa; Chordata; Lepidosauria; Squamata; Viperidae
Gene: CDKN2C
Product: cyclin dependent kinase inhibitor 2C
Exons: 2
Coding region: 185-694 (169 amino acids)
Biological process (GO): negative regulation of cell population proliferation; regulation of cyclin-dependent protein serine/threonine kinase activity
Cellular component (GO): nucleus
Molecular function (GO): cyclin-dependent protein serine/threonine kinase inhibitor activity; protein kinase binding
Source: RefSeq, a predicted model, not a curated record
AGGGGCGGGCUUCUGGCAAGGAGCUUUUUUACGAGUAUUUACUACAAGAAGGUCUACUCCAGAAGAUUAACAUCCCCGCUCCUGUCAGUUUCCGAUGGCCAUGCCCGGCUAAAAACAACCAUUAAGAUAAUCAAAUACAAGCCCAGGUUUUCUGCUCGUUGGCGAUCGUCAUUCGCCCUAAGGAAUGGCCGAACCUUUGGCGAAUGAGUUGGCGUCCGCAGCUGCCAGAGGGGACCUAGCGCAAGUUACUAAUUUGUUGGAAAAUAAUAUAAACGUCAAUGCACAAAAUGGAUUUGGGAGAACUGCGCUGCAGGUGGUGAAGCUGGGGAACCCGGAGAUCGCCAGGCAGUUGCUGCUGCGAGGCGCCGACCCGGAUCUGAAAGACCGCACCGGCUUCGCUGUCCUGCACGACGCGGCCCGGGCCGGCUUCCUCGACACGCUGCAGAUUUUGCUGGAGUUCCAAGCGGACGUGAACGUGGAGGACAACGAGGGCAACCUGCCGCUGCACUUGGCCGCCCAAGAGGGCCACCUGGCCGUCGUGGCCUUCCUUCUGGAGCGCACGGCCAGCCGGGUGGAGCAUCGUAACAAGAAGGGAGCCACCGCCUACGACCUGGCGAAGCUCUACAAGAGGCAGGCCGUCGCCAAACUGCUGGAGAACAGCAGGCGGAGGGAGGGCGCCCUCAGCGGAGACUGAAGCCCACCCCUUGCCCCGGACUCCAAAGUGCCCGCUUGUACACCUGUCGCCUCUGCUUUCCUCUCUUUCUCUCUUCAUCUUAAUCGAAGUAUACACGUAGGUGGGGUCGGUCUUUUUCAAAUGCAGACAUGGGGGUGAUAUUUUUUUCCUCUUGGGGGGGAAAAAAAACUACUCCAGUAGCAGCUUUUCUCGGAAGCAUCUUAUGAAUACUUUUUCUUUUUUUUUCUUUUUCAAGAAAAGUUUGCUUUUGCUGCUCAGCCCACCUUUCAUUUAAGGGAAG